AUGACCGAUGAUAGAUUCCGCGAUGUUGUAGCAACUUGGGACAUCGCUCUGUCGGAUGGUAAACACAGAAUUCAAUUUGAACAUGGGACGACCACUGGAAAGCGAGUUAUUGUAGUUGACAAUGUAGAAGUCAUUCGACACAACUGGAUGUUUAGACUUGUGGGAAAGGAGAGUUUUAACGUCGGUGGGAAAAGGGCAACGAUACAUAUCGAAGCGGUUAGCGGUUUUCAAUAUGAAUACACCCUUGAAAUUGAUGGAAAACCCCUCAAGAAAUUUGUAGAAAAUCGCAAGAAAACAGCCAAAGUAUGGACAUUUCUUUUAGAUGGGUUCGAAACACGAAUGGUGCUGGGUGAGUUUAAAAUGCUUUAUUUAUUGAUUUUUUUGUUAUUACCAUUAUCCUUUUAACACCUGUCAAAUGUUGUCCUGCAGAUAAACCCUGAAUUGAUCUUAAAGUGCUGUAUUCCCACCUUUCGCAAAUUACAGUAAGCCUUAAGUUUUCAUACAAACAAAGUUCGGAUUCAGGAAAAUUUGAUGGAGCUACAUUGUGGGAAUUUAUGUGUAUGAUCAAGUCCAAGUAUCACAUGCAAAAAAAAAAUCCAAUGUUUUUGUCCUAUGGAAUAAAGUGUACCAGGCUCAAAAGGCAUGAUUAAUUUGUGUUUUUAACGCUUUGUUUUCCGAAUUUACACACCUAAUGGCAGGUGUUUGAUUAUCAUCGUUGCGAUUGGAAGAGAAUAAGCCAGUACUCUUGUUUUCAGUGUCAAAAUGCAAAAUUUGGCAGAAAUUAUGACACAAUAGAACAACUUUACUGGUUGAAAUGAAAAAGUGUCAGAGCAGCCCUCAAGUACGGUGACAAACAUUGGCAGCUGCAGAGCAAUAUAUGGAACCUUUGAUCUCUCAAACUUCCUGAUAUACCAAAACUGACUAUUUCUGUAGUUAUUUUCCUCUGAUUUUUCAAUAAUUCUCUAGAUACUGUAAAACAAUUUCCUUCACUCUAAGAAUUUGGAAUUGAAAUUUGUCUGUACGUAUUCAUGAUGCAAGUUUUGUGUCCUCUGCCAUUUACACUGUGUAGACAUAAUGUUUGACUUGGGAAGAUUUUUUUAAUGGUUUUUGCCAUAACUUCCAUGAUUCACAACAAGAAAAUUUUCAGAGACCAGUUUAUUUUUAGAUUCAGUGUUUAUUAAGACCAUCAUAUAGCUAAGUCCCACAAACCAUUCAGCAAAAACGUAGAUACCAGUGAAUGGUAUUUUUUGACAUUCUGAUGACUAAAUUAGCACACAGACAUGGAAUGGAGGUUCCCUUUCGCUGGAAAAGGUUAACUAAAAUGUGGUUAAAAAUAGAUAUUGUUGGCUUGUGAAAAUGCCAUUGUCACCCUGUUGACAGUCCCUAAUUUCCCUAAGGCCAUUAAGUAAAGCACUUACAGUUACUGUACAAAUGUACUGAUUCGAGCCUGGAGAGGGGUAUCAAAUCAACUCUACGUGGGGGGGGGGGGGGGGGGCGGGGGGGGGGGGAAAGAAAAUUUUUUAUUUAACUCAUUUUUUUUCCCCCCCAAAACAUACAAACACACCACACCAUUCCCAUUGCUACCUACUACCACCAAUGACCACCCACACAAUUUUCAUUACCCAUCAUGGAUUGGAAGGAGGCUAGAAAAAUAUUUUUAUUUACCCUUGUUUCUUUCCCCCCAAAACUGCUAUAAACCCCAAAGCCUGCUCCCUUGGUACCUGUUUAACCAAGAUGGCCACCCAUAAUGGUAAGUGCUCAACCUGAUGAUCUUACCAAAAAAUAGGGGACUGUGAACAAUCUACACUAUAAUAAUUAUUAUACACUUAGGAUAGGAGUUGCUUGUGCUGGGCUAUAGUCUAAUGGUGAUGUACAUUGUAUGUGUAUGGGAGCUUAUAAUGAAAGGAAGUGGCCUGGAGUGUGAAAAGGCUCUUUGGUGGGGCAUAGGGUGCAAGAAUUUUGCCUUUGUUAGGGGUACCAUCAACUGAGGUCUAUAUUCAUCUUGACGUUGUCAACAUAGAGUCCUAAAGUGUGACGUCAUUAAAAAUUAAAUUUGUGAAAUUAUGCGAUUUUUCAGGGUAUUAUGAAAGAACAACAUUCAAAAGGCCCACUUGCCAAAAAUAAGCAUUCCAGGGCAAAGAAAUUGUCUUUUAGAUAUUAGCCCAGUUAUGCUCUGAUAAAUCCAUACAAAUCCUUCUACAUUUUACUCAGUUCAUAACAUUAGGAACUGAGUCAAAUUUAGAAGGAUUUGCAUGGAGUCAUCAAAGCAAAACCGGACUAGUAUCUCUGAGACAAUUUGCCCCACAAUGCUAGUUUUUGGUAAGUAGGCCUUUCAGACAUUGUUUUUUCAAAAUAUCCCAACAAAUCCCAUGAUUUCAAAAUUUAAUUUUUAUGACAUCCUCACUUUAGAACUCUAUUCAGCAUUAUUUUCUGACCGUGACACCACAUGCUAGUAUAUGGAUUGGUUGUGAUUAAAGAAAGUCCAUAGCCUACUGCAUGAUUCUCGUCCCUUUCUUCACACCAUUUUCCAUUAAGAACCUGUUUGCAUCCGUGAUCCAAAGACGGUUUUCAAAAAAAAAAAACACAAAUCUCCCUCUACCACAACAACACACUCACAAUAUUAAGAUGGAAUCCAUCAGGAAAUUAAGUAAUUUUAAUUGUCAUUGGACAUAAACCUUGUACCAGAAUAUUUUAAGCCAUAUCACAUUCGUUUUCACACUAUUCAAGGGCUAUAGAUGUAAUUAGUUAUCUGUAAUAACACCAAAGACAAUUUCUACUAGGAGCCCUUGAAAAUAAGAUAAUUUUCAUGUUGUGAAAUUUUAACCUUUUUAAGGUGGUUUUCUCAGUCUCCUAUGAGAAACCUUUCUUUGGAGUCAUCACAUAACUAAUUAUUUAUUACAUUUAUAGCCCUUGGAAAGUGUAAAAUCGAAUCUAAUGUUUCAAAUUAUUCUGGUACAAGGUUUCUGUCCACUGAAAAAAUACCGGUACUCAAUUUCCUAAUGGAUCCUUCUUAAUUACAUGCGAAUGUUUUGAAAAGUGUAUUGUUUGAUUCUCUCUCUAGAGAAGGACACGAUGGAAGUGUGGGUGAAUGGAGGUGUUGUAGAAACUGCUGUAAGUCUAAUUGUUAUUUCCUUACCUUUAGCAUAUAAUCACAUAUUCUCCUUACUCUUCUGCGCACAUUUCUUGGAGUGCUUGCCAUUAUGCCAACAUUUCCAGCAAUUUCAGUCGAACUAUAGAGUGUUUUCACAUGACGUCGCAGUGGCCAUAUUGGUGUCCAAAAACAAUGAAAUGGUGGCCAUGUUGGUGUCCCAAACCAAUCCUCUGGUAGUUUAACUCUUUUCUUAUGCAAACACUUUCUUUUGAUUCAAUAAAUUUGCAUAGAUGCUGGCCACAUGAGUGAAAACACUCUAUAGAUAGAAGGGAUCAGUUCAGGUGAAAAUUUUGGGGAAAAAGUGGUCCACCUUGAGAGGUGGCCCUCACUGAAUGGUUGGUCCAGUCCAACCAAACCUUACCUUUCCAUUUCCAGAAUUCUUGUUUCCACGGUUAGUUCUUUGAGAAGUUAUCAAAAUUUUGAUUGAAACCUGAAUUGGAAUGAUUUGAUCUUGUUGGAAACUUUGCCUCAAUCAAUGUUUUCCCAUAAUUUUCUGUGUGGUGUACAGAGAAAAUGUUUUUUACUAACAAGUGGCAAGAAGUGUUAUUAAAAUAUUAUUGGCAGAGUAGGAUUGUGUUUCAUGGCUGGUGUCCUUUUCUUGUGUACUAAAUAUGCAGUGAUUUUGUUACUGCACCUGCACCCUAUGUCUCUGCAGCAUCUCUGGGGGGUGGGGGGGGGGAGUACAUAUGUCCCUAGUCUGAAUUUCAAAUAUAGUCGUUUUGUGUUUUGAGGAGUGGGCCAUGUCCCUGUUGUUAUUUAAACUAUCUUCAUGCCAUUUGUCGCCAUUUCAUCUAGUCUUAUGUGGCUGUUUCAUGUCCAUGUCGCAUGUCGGGAAUUUUACCCUAUUAACAGGGCCACAUAAGCAUCUCUCAAGAUGCAAAAUAAUAAACAGCAUACAACUUGUAGAAUGAGAGGAUCGAUUGAGCAACCUGAUGAUGUCAAAAAAUACCGUGUUAUUACUCUUACAGUGAAUGAUGGAGUCUUGUAAGGUAGUUUUAGCUUACAAGUCUGUGAAUCGAGUGACACAUCGCGUCUAUAGCAGUACUUUCGGUUUUUCUUUGUCUGAUUUUGGUCAAACUACUUUGGUAGAGCAAGAAGUAACAGUUAAUGUGAGCAUGUUAAUUUUUUUUUAUAAUCAGGGUGAAUUUGUGGAUGAUGGAACAGAAACACAUUUCCAAUGGGGAAGCCACAACUGCUACAUAAAAGCCAUCAGCUCAGGAAAAAAGAAAGAUGGAAUCAUCCACUCCCUGGUUAUAGAUGGAAAUGAAAUACCCGAGUCUAUUGAUGAAUAG
Porites evermanni is the source of this 4443-nucleotide messenger RNA. Lineage: Eukaryota; Metazoa; Cnidaria; Anthozoa; Scleractinia; Poritidae. The record is from the annotation of a GenBank genome assembly.